CUCAGCAGUAUAUAACCGGACAUCUCAUUUCAUUCCCAUUAACUUACAUAUAUUAUCGAACACAGCAGAUUCUUGUGCAACGCAGCACAGCACGGUACGGAACAACACUCGCCUUCUUCUUUCUUUGCGAAGUAUUUGAAGCUUUCGCUCAUUGCAUUGUGCUACAUUACAUCUACAUUUAUACAUAAAAUAUAUUCCCAACCCCCGGUAUAUAUCUCUUCAGAUUUGAAAUUAGAAUCAAAGAGGAAGAGCCACAGCCCACUAAGAUGACGAUCAAACCGCGAACAUACCAAUUUUUGGUCGGUGUCUUUGCAUCGCUAGGGUCAUUCCUUUUUGGAUAUGACCUUGGUGUUAUUGGAGGAGUGGUUGCUUCUAAAGCAUUCGUCCGUGAAUUCAAUGAUCCAAAUCCAAACCAAGUCGGCGCUGUUGUAUCGCUUUUUACUGGUGGUGCCUUCUUCGGAGCUCUUUUCGCUGGACCAAUUGGUGAUUGGUUUGGUCGAAGGAUCGUUAUACUCAUCGGUGCCGUCAUGGUGUGUUUGGGCGGUGGCAUGCAAUCUGGUGCUCGAAAUAUCGACUACUUCUAUUCAGGACGCGCUCUUGCAGGAUUAGGAGUCGGAUUCCUAGUCAUGAUCAUCCCUCUGUAUCAAGCUGAAAUCGCACAUCCUCUAAUCCGUGGCCGUAUUACGGGACUGCAACAAUUCAUGUUAGGCAUUGGAGCUGCUGUUGCUGUGUGGAUUGCAUAUGGGACGAACCUUCAUCUUGCCAGUACAGAUAACAAUCAAUGGCGUAUCCCUCUUGUGAUUCAAGUGGUACCUGCUGCAGUCCUGGCCCUACUAAUUCUCCUCUUCCCUGAAUCUCCGAGAUGGCUCAUUGUCAACGGCAAGAGAGAGGAGGGGCUUCAGACGCUUGCUCAGCUCCAUUCGAGCAACGACCAAAGUGAUGCCUGGGUGAGAGCAGAGUUUGAGCAGAUUCAGGAGGCGAUCACUUUCGACCAAGAACACGGAGCUAAAGGGUACAAGGAGCUGUUUACCAACAAAUCAAGCUUCCGUCGUUUAGUUCUCACGACUGCUCUUCAAGCUUCCGUACAAAUGACAGGUGUUUCUGCGAUCCAGUACUUCUCACCUGAGAUCUACAAAACCAUCAACAUCGGCACAACAGAUGCUCUCAAGUACCAGGGAAUAAGCAAUGUUCUAUCUAUCCUAGCGCAGUUGUGCACUAUCUUGUUUAUCGAUCGUCUAGGUAGGCGAUGGCCCUUAAUCUGCGGAAAUCUCGUCAACUGCGUCUGUUUCAUCAUUGUCACAGCAGCUAUCGCCACUUUCCCAUCCGCGUCGCCAUCACGCCAAACAAGUCUUGGCUGGGCCUUCAUCGUGGUCAACUGGAUAUACCAGAUAUCUUUCUCUUUUACUUGCGGUUCCCUCUCCUGGAUUAUCCCCGCUGAGAUUUUCGAUACCAAGACGCGCUCUAAGGGCGUAUCAAUCAGUGUCAUGGUCUCCUUUGCCUUCAAUACAAUGAUCGGACAAGUGACUAGCCCCGCAAUCAACGACAUCAGCUGGCGUUACUUCCUCGUCUUCGUGGUUUGCAAUUUUACUAACGCAGUCUUUUUCUGGGCCUUCAUGCCUGAGACUGCAAAGCGUCCACUAGAAGAGAUGAAUAUCCUGUUUAGUGGCUCCUCAUGGUUCGUGCCAACUAUGAAGAGGGAUUUAUUUGCUGUUAAUGACCUUGAACAUCGCAUCCAGGAAGUUAUUGAGAAGGAAAUCGCUCUCAAUGUUGAGAAUGCUAGCAACAAGUAGUGCGGUCUAAUUAGGUAGCUUGGAUUGUGUGGAUGAUGGGAAACGGCGACCUGCGAAAUACACCCCAGUACGGUCCGAUGCUAAUUUCUAAAUAUCAC
Molecule: messenger RNA, 1888 nt
Organism: Pseudogymnoascus verrucosus
Lineage: Eukaryota; Fungi; Ascomycota; Leotiomycetes; Thelebolales; Thelebolaceae
Exons: 5
Coding region: 267-1790 (507 amino acids)
Biological process (GO): transmembrane transport; carbohydrate transport
Cellular component (GO): membrane
Molecular function (GO): carbohydrate:proton symporter activity
Source: RefSeq, a predicted model, not a curated record